Messenger RNA from Xiphophorus couchianus (Monterrey platyfish), 2172 nucleotides. RefSeq names its product leucine rich adaptor protein 1-like. The transcript is spliced from 3 exons. NCBI's taxonomy places the organism in Eukaryota, Metazoa, Chordata, Actinopteri, Cyprinodontiformes, Poeciliidae. Gene Ontology annotation, biological process: positive regulation of canonical NF-kappaB signal transduction; positive regulation of cytokine production. The record is from RefSeq and is a predicted model, not a curated record. Bases 503 to 1699 code for a protein of 398 amino acids.
GUAAAGCACUUUGAAAUGCCUUACUGCUGAAAUGUGCUAUACAGAUAAAAUUUGAUUAAUAUAAUAAGAAAAGCUUAAACACUACAGCGUAGUAAAAUACUCCUAAAAGUCCUUCUUCCCCCCCCAAAAAAUGUUACUCACGUAAAUGUAAUUGAGUAAAUAGAGCAAUAGUUACUAUCCAACUCUGGCUAAAUGUGAGCUUUGGAAUCAGAGGGGAAACUAAAAGCAUUCAAGUUGUCCGGAAUUGGGGGGAGGGGGGGGGGAAUGUUGAAAGACGACAAUGGUGUUCACGUGAUAUCAUAUAUUUAGCACGAGUCACGUCCUUUGCAUCAUCACCGGCUGCUGCUAGAUGCUCACAGGUGCUUCCGAAAAGUUUCCCACGUGACCUCCCCCUCCCCUCCACCCCCUCAGUCCGUCAUUGUUUGAAGUCUUCACAAAGACGCUUCCACCGUCCAUCAGCGUCAUGCUUCGGGUCGGUACCAGAGACCCACGCGCUGGAUGAAUGGCGGGUUAUACGCGCGAGCUGCUUCUUGCUUCUUCCACACUUCCAGCGCUUUCAUUGGCCGUUCUGUUGAUGUGUGUGUGUGUGUGUGUGUGUGUGUGGGUGGGUGGGUGGCUGGGUGUGUGUGUGUGUGUCACAAAGUUUUCUCGCUCAUUAUCACACCUUACGGUGGAGUGUUCGGGAACACACACCGGCCGGGCCAGAGCUGCUGCUGCGAGUCGAUGCGAAUUAAACGUGGGUGUGAUGAUUUUCCGGGACUCUGAGGAAGGAGGUCCGAGAGAGUUCACGCGCAUAGACCUUCCAGCUCCGCAGCCAGAGAUUAAUCUGCGGGGAGAGAUGGCGGAGGAAGUCCUCAACGAUUUCUACCCGGAUUUAAACGAGCUGGAGAGCAAGGUCGGGAGGAAAACGCCGGAGAGUCUCCUGGCUUGGAUGAAGGACGCCGCGGACCGCGAGGGAUGGACGGCUGACCCGUCGGGCCCCUCGGAUCACACCUCGGAUGGCUUAUCUGAUAAAAUCAACACCUUAAAACAAGAGAUGCGGUGGCUCCGCUGUGCCGACGUGAGGAUCCUGCGGCAGCUGUUGGCCGUGCACGAAGGCAUCGAGGCCAUGCGCUGGCUGAUGAAGGAGAGGGGCCUCCAAACCAGCCGGUGCAGCAGCUUAUCAGGCAGCCUGAGCAGCUUGGUGACCAUCGAGGAGCACGUUCCCUCAACGUCUCCCUGCAGAGAAGACCCAACUCCUGCCUUCCCUCAGAGCAUAAGGCUAGCAGCCAAUACAACACCAGCAGAUCAAAACCCAUCUGAGACGUCUGAACCCCAGUCUCCCUCCAAAUCAAUCCUAGUUGAAAGUCACGCUCAGGUUCCGCUUUCCGCCGCCAACAGUUUGGUCAGCGCUGACGCACCCAAGUCGGAAGCCCCAGAGUCGGGUUCGGCGCGGUUCCACAUCAUUAACGGCGCCGAGACCAUCAAGAGAGCUCUGCUCAGGUCCAGCAGAAGAAAGCAACUGAAAGCUGCCGGCCAGGAUGCAGGAGAGAAAAACUCUGAACGUCCAACUCAGCAGAGUUUAUCUGUGUUCAAGAGACAGGAAGUGAAGAAGGACGAGGAUGAGGAGGAGAGUUCAGCUGGUGGGGAGAAAGACUUACUGGGUUAUGAUGCUCAGUGGUCCUGGGUGGAGUCCAAGGAUGAUAUCACAUUUUUAUGAUCUUCCAUGCGGACACUUUAUGUUAAAGCUUUGCCUUUUAAACUGUAAACUUCUGGAGAGACGGUGGAACUUAAAAUGAACUUUGACACCGAGUGAAACUUGAACGUAUUUAAUGCGGAUUUAUGCUUCAGACCAACUCAGGAAGUCCUGUUUGGAGUUCUCCACAAGCCAGGAGGACACGGCAAAUGUUCAUUUCGAAUUUGGUUCAAAAAUACUUUAUUGAUCCCGGAGAGAAAUGAAAUAACCUCACAUACAUAUACAUAAACAAGUGGGAAAAGGUGAUAUUAUCAGAUGAGACCAAAAUGAACUUUUUGAACUAAAUGCUAAACAGUUUGUGGGAUAGAAAGUCAACAAUGCGAUAUGAUGACUAAAGGUGUUUCUAGAAAGUAUUGACUUUGGGGCUGAACAUAAAUACACCUCACACUUUUCAGAUUAUUUGUACUAAAUAAAUAAAUUAAACAAUUACAAAGCCA